Molecule: messenger RNA, 2161 nt
Organism: Pyrus x bretschneideri (Chinese white pear)
Lineage: Eukaryota; Viridiplantae; Streptophyta; Magnoliopsida; Rosales; Rosaceae
Product: CBBY-like protein
Exons: 11
Coding region: 747-1886 (379 amino acids)
Molecular function (GO): hydrolase activity
Source: RefSeq, a predicted model, not a curated record
AUUUCCAGUUACUAUGUUGUACGGCAAACUGAAAGGAUAAACUUUUCAACGAUGCAUCCAAUCAUACAAAUAAAUUGCUAAGAAAUUUGUAUACCUUGAGAAACAAGUAACAAAAUCACAUCCAUAAUGAAAUUCAUGCAUGGAAGAAAUAAUAAUGGAGGCAUGAAGAGACACAACAAAUCUUACUUCUUGGUUCAGUGACUUCACCAUAACUGUAUUGUCUUCAAAUUUAUUAAUUAACAUUUGGGUCAAAAACCCCUAAAAGGAGCUUCAACUUAUGGGAACUAUCACUGGUACAAUUAGGGACAAAUUUCAUGCUCGUAUUCAACAAGUACAUUUUGGAUUCGAUUUUUAGUGUUAGUCAAUCACACAAUGAUGGUCAGAGGAACGUUGAAAUGCCUCUGUGAGUUUUUCUGUUCCCAAAGUGGACUGCUGUAGUGAAGCCACCCAGGUGGUGCUUUAAAAAAAAAAAAAAAAAAGAUUUAGAGAAAAAGAAAAAACUUGAACUUCAAGGGCUUUUAACAGAAAUUGGACAUGCCGAUUCACCCCUAAAUUAUAUCGGUUUUUUUCCUCGGGUUGGUUUCGGGUCUUAAGGACACGCGGGACAGAAUAUCAAGGAGGGGUAUAAGUGUCAUUUCAUCAAGAACCGCCAUUAUUCUUCUAUAAAAGCUGGUAUUUUCUUCCACGGUCAGCUGUAGAUCAACAAUAACCGCUUUCAAGCAACCACCUUUCUUCUUCUAACUGCCAUGGAUUCCGCUUCGUGCUUAUUUCUCCGAGCUCAGCCCUUUUCUUCUGCCGCCGCCAUUUUCCCGCCAAGUAACAACAACACUGCCCGCUUCUUCGCCCUCCCGAAGAACAACCGCAACCCCAACUUGGUCCCUCUAUUUUCCUCCACUUUCCCAAGAAACCCAAAUUUUCCCGGAAAAUGUCUGCACUUCAAUCGGUUCUCUGCUUUCAGCUCUCUCUGCGGCGCUCAGGACCAGAACCCAUCUCAGGAGCUCGCUGUUCUUCUCGAAGUCGACGGGGUUCUUAUGGAUGCUUAUCUGUUGGGGAACCGCCAAAGCUUCAAUGCAGCAUUUAAGAAGCUCGGACAUCACUGUACAAAUUGGACAGAGCCUGUUUACUUGGACCUCCUAAGGAAGAGUGCUGGUGAUGAGGAAAAGAUGGUGAAUUUGUAUUUUAAUCAGAUCGGUUGGCCUAGUUCAUUGCCGACAACUGAGAAGGAGUCAUUUGUGAAAAAUGUCCUGCAAAAGAAGAAAAUUGCAAUGGAUGAGUUUCUGAUGUCAGAAAGUUUGACUUUACGACCUGGAGUUGAAGAGUUUAUUGAUGAUGCAUACAAGGAAGGAGUACCUGUUGUCGUACUGACAACCUAUAGCAAGAGUGGGAAUCAAAUUGCUAGAUCAAUUGUUGAAAAGCUUGGCGAGGAAAGAGUUUCGAAGCUAAAGAUUGUCGGAGAUAAGGAGGUGUUACAGAGUUUGUUUAACCAACUAGUAAAUGAUAUAGCAUUAUCUUCUGGUAUGGAUGGGCAACUAUCUAAGGAGGCAAUAAAAGCAGUUUCUGCUGAGAAAGAAAGGAUUUUUAAGGAGCUUGCAUUAUUGCUAAAGCUGAUUUUAGAUAUUGAUACUCGCCCGCCUGAAAGCUUAGAGAAGAUCAUUGUUGCAUUGCAAGCCGGGGCAGAAGUUGCUGGACUACCUGUAUGCGAUUGUGUUCUUAUUGCAGGAAGCCAGUCUGGUGUGGCUGGAGCUGAGCGAGUGGGCAUGCCAUGUGUUGUUUUAAGAAGCAGUUUGACGGCUAGAGCUGAGUUCCCUUCGGCAAAUGCGAUAAUGGAUGGGUUUGGAGGAGCAGAGCUGACCAUCCCUAAACUGCGCAACAAGAGACGGUCAUGAAAUCAAAUCAUGUUCCUAAACUGCGCAACAAGAGAUGGUCAUGAGAUCAAAUCAUGUUCCUCUUUUUGCCAGACAAUUAACUGAGCUGUAAAUUUUUCUUUCCAUUCGUUGAUAUGUCGGAAGAUUCAUCUCCCGUAGAGGGAUCUUACAAAGUUAGAACAGAAUUAGAGCCGUUAAUCUCGAUACUCUAUAAUUUCUUCAGCUUGGAGCUGUUUUAGUUGCCUUGUAAUUUUUUUAAGCCACAGUUUGCAAUAUAAGAGCUGAUCCCUUAUAAA